ACCACGUGCAAUCAGCCAUUUCUCGUUCCCCUUUUCCUUCUCCCGUCACGGAUCCGGGGGGCCGGGCCACCGAUCCAAACGUAAACCGAGCGCGCACACACACACGCCACGCGCCUCGCCGCCGAUGGCGACGGAUGCCGCCGACGAGGCGCCGCUGCUCGCCGAGGAGCCCCUCCGCCCCGGCGCCUGCAGCCGCGAGCUCGAGCUGCGGGAGUUCCGCGACCGCUACGUGAUCCGCUCGGUCGACGGCGGCGGCGCCUUCGCCGUCUCCCGCUCCAACGGCUCCCUCCGCCCCCUCUCCGCAGAGGAAGCGGCUGCGGGAAGCGAUUGUAGGGUGUCGAAGAUUUACGGAGUGGCUGGCGUGAUCAGGUUGCUCGCCGGAAGCUAUGUACUUGUCAUCACUUCUCAAAGGGACGCUGGUUCAUAUCAGGGAUCCCCUGUUUACAAUGUGAACUCGAUGAAAUUCUUAUGCUGCAACGAGGCUAUAAAGCAUUUAACUGCACAAGAAAAAAGGGAUGAGGCAUAUUUCAUGUCUCUCCUGAAAAUCGCAGAAACUACUCAUGGGCUUUAUUACUCUUAUGACAGGGAUUUGACACUGAACUUGCAGAGGGCAUCAAAGUUGCCUGCUGGGCGGGUACAUAAGCCACUCUGGAAACAGGCUGACCCACGUUUCGUUUGGAACAAAAAUUUGCUAGAGGAGUUUAUUGAAGCAAAACUUGAUGAAUUUAUCAUCCCACUGGUCCAAGGAAGUUUUCAGACAGCGCAAUUUUCCUUAAAGGAGGCACCUGUCAGAAUAACGUUGUUCUCACGUAGAUGCAACAGGCGUCUAGGAACAAGAAUGUGGAGGAGAGGUGCAAAUCUUGAAGGAGCCACAGCUAAUUUUGUUGAGACAGAACAGCUGGCAGAGUAUGAAGGUUUGAUGUCUUCAUUUAUACAGGUUCGAGGCUCCAUUCCACUUCUCUGGGAGCAAAUAGUGGAUUUAAGCUACAAACCAUGUCUCAACAUAAUUGAACAUGAGGAAACGCCGAAGGUUGUCCAACGCCACUUUCAUGAUCUUUCACAAAGAUAUGGGGACACAGUUGUUGUUGAUUUGACAGAUAAGCAAGGAGAUGAAGGAAAUUUAAGCAAUGCAUUUGCUGCUGAAAUGGAGAGGAUUCCUAACAUCAGGUAUGUGCAUUUUGAUUUCCAUCAUAUCUGUCGUGGAGGGAACUUUGAUAAUCUGCAAGUUCUAUACAAUCAAAUUGAAGAAGCUAUUCAGAAACAAGGAUAUUUUCUUAUCAACUCCAAAGGAGAGAUAUUCCUGGAGCAAAGCGGCAUAGUUAGAUCCAAUUGCAUAGAUUGUCUGGACCGUACAAAUGUAACUCAGAGCUUCCUUGCUAGAAAAUCGUUGGACUUACAGCUGCAGCGCAUGGGGGCUCUAUCAUCAUCUGGCAGCAUUUCCCAAUCUGGAGACAUUAGUGACACCUUUAAAAAAAUGUGGGUUGAACAUGGAGAUGAGCUAAGCCUGGAAUAUGCUGGUUCUUAUGCACUAAAGGGGGACCUAGUGAGGUAUGGAAGGCAGACAUUACCUGGAUUGAUUAAAGAUGGCAUGAGUGCUCUUUCACGAUAUUAUUUGAAUAAUUUUCAUGACGGAGUGAGACAAGAUGCUCUAGACCUUAUCAGCGGUUACUAUACAGUCAGCAAAGGCAUCUCUUCUCCUUUUCAAAAUGGUGGAUUUGAAUCUGCAACGUAUCUUCCUGUGGCUUCAGCAAUCAUAGUUGGUGGGAUUACUGCCACCACAUUCACUCUUAGUCAAGUUGGACGGAAUGCACAACACUUCAUCACCUCCAUUAUCUGUGCGGGUUUGACGGCUGGAGUGGUAGCCUUGGUGAAAGCAAAUGGGAAGCAGUUUUGCUCUAAGCCUCGUUUGUGUGGUCUCAUAUAAUUCUUUGUUUAUACCAAUGACACUAACAUGAACCACCCCCACCCCUAAAUUUGUAAUCCUUCUCAGAACUCAACGGAAAAAAGAACCUCAGCAAGUAGUACAUCUAUAAGAGCCAACUUGCCCUGUAGACUAACACCUCAAAUUAAGCAGCCCCAAGUUCCUUUUUUUUUUCAGUACACAUUCUCAGUAGAUCUUGUGAUGAGCCAUGGAUACAUGGUUGGUAAUCAUUCUCAAUAGGUAAUGAACGGCAGUUGGCCUUCUGAUCCUGUAAACUGAAGUUAAUCUGUAACGCCAGAUUUCUUCCUAUUAGUAAUUGACUGCUUGGAUGAUAGUAUGCAAAACUGCAAAUGUAUGUUCUAAA
Oryza sativa Japonica Group (Japanese rice) is the source of this 2285-nucleotide messenger RNA. RefSeq names its product phosphoinositide phosphatase SAC8. The record is from RefSeq and is a predicted model, not a curated record. Lineage: Eukaryota; Viridiplantae; Streptophyta; Magnoliopsida; Poales; Poaceae. Gene Ontology annotation, biological process: phosphatidylinositol dephosphorylation. Gene Ontology annotation, molecular function: phosphatidylinositol-4-phosphate phosphatase activity. Gene Ontology annotation, cellular component: endoplasmic reticulum.